This is a messenger RNA of Vigna radiata var. radiata (mung bean), 3008 nucleotides long. Its product is annotated as mitogen-activated protein kinase 15. The coding region runs from base 781 to 2472 and encodes 563 amino acids. The transcript is spliced from 10 exons. Gene Ontology annotation, molecular function: ATP binding; MAP kinase activity. The record is from RefSeq and is a predicted model, not a curated record. Gene Ontology annotation, biological process: intracellular signal transduction; protein phosphorylation. Gene Ontology annotation, cellular component: nucleus; cytoplasm. Lineage: Eukaryota; Viridiplantae; Streptophyta; Magnoliopsida; Fabales; Fabaceae.
UAUUAUUAAAUUAAAAUUGUUAGUAUUAUUUUUCUUCUAUUCAUCCCUCUUUCUGUCUUGCACUUUCCAAAGCUCUGCACCACAAUCUUCUUCAACUUGAACUUGUAGUACGCGACUUGUUUGAGAUCCAAAAGUUUGUGUACCUUUAUUCACUCCAAUUUCCAUCACAAUCUUCUCCUUCAAUACCCCAAUAACAAGAAUCGUAUUCUGCUAAGUUCCACCCUUUGUUCUACGCAUCUAUUUAUUCAUUCCCUUUGGCAGCGUUAGUGGUUAUCGCCGUAGCAGAUCUUCCAAGAUUAGUUUUUUCCGCUGAUUCUUAGCUUAACGCUUUCACACUCCAGCUUGAUCUGCUUCCUUGGCCUUUUCAGCUACAUUUCGACUCUUUCUCCAGUUGUUUUUAGCUUUGGGGGUUUCUUGUUCCCAUUUUUUUUAAUUCUAACAGAGUUGUGUUCCAGUACGUGUUCCUGUUUUUUAAUCGCAGUUGCUGUAUUCGCCGCUAAAACUUUCUGGGUCGGUUUUCUUGUUGAGUUCCAUUCAACUUUGAAAUGAAAGAUUUUACUUUUACUUAUUCCUUUCGAUUUUCUCUUUCUUGGUUUGCAUUUUGAACUCCCUCUUUUGAUCUGGGGCGUUCUGGUGCCGCUGGGGUUGUCUCUUAUUUUUCUGGGAUUCUGAAGUGGAAGUGGGAGUUUGCGUGAUCUGAAUUUGAGUUGAGGUGAGGGGUUUGUUGGAUGCACCUACUGGCUUAAAUCAUUUGUAGGGUUUUUAUGCUUAGUUGCAGAGAUGCAUCCUGAUCAGAGAAAAAAGUCAUCCGUGGAUGUGGACUUCUUUACAGAAUAUGGUGAGGGCAGCAGAUACAGAAUAGAGGAAGUAAUUGGUAAAGGAAGCUAUGGUGUUGUCUGCUCUGCAUAUGAUACACACACUGGAGAAAAGGUUGCAAUAAAGAAAAUCAAUGACAUAUUUGAGCAUGUUUCUGAUGCUACUCGCAUUCUUCGUGAGAUUAAGCUUCUUAGACUUUUACGCCAUCCAGAUAUUGUGGAGAUCAAGCAUAUUCUCUUACCUCCUUCUAGAAGGGAAUUCAAAGAUAUAUAUGUUGUCUUUGAGCUCAUGGAAUCUGAUCUGCAUCAGGUCAUCAAAGCUAAUGAUGAUCUGACGCCAGAGCAUUACCAGUUUUUCCUGUAUCAGCUUCUUCGAGGCUUGAAGUAUAUACACACUGCAAAUGUGUUUCACCGUGAUCUAAAGCCAAAGAACAUUUUAGCAAAUGCUGACUGCAAGCUAAAGAUUUGUGACUUUGGACUUGCCAGAGUGGCUUUCAAUGAUACCCCCACUGCUAUUUUCUGGACAGAUUAUGUUGCAACAAGGUGGUAUAGGGCUCCUGAGUUGUGCGGAUCCUUUUUUUCCAAGUAUACACCGGCUAUAGACAUAUGGAGCAUUGGCUGCAUAUUUUCAGAACUUUUGACGGGAAAACCUCUUUUCCCUGGGAAAAAUGUUGUUCAUCAACUAGAUCUUAUGACUGAUCUUCUUGGAACUCCAUCUCCUGAAGCCAUUGCUAGGGUACGAAAUGAGAAAGCUCGUAGAUAUUUGAGCAGCAUGCGUAAGAAGAAGCCAGUUCCUUUCUCACAAAAGUUUCCAAAUGCAGACCCCCUAGCUCUUCGUUUGUUAGAGAGAAUGUUGGCAUUUGAGCCUAAGGAUCGGCCUACUGCUGAAGAGGCUCUAGCGGAUCCAUACUUUAAAGGCUUGGCCAAGGUUGAGAGAGAACCAUCUGCUCAGCCUGUUACCAAGAUGGAAUUUGAGUUUGAGAGACGCCGGAUAACCAAGGAAGAUGUCCGUGAGCUUAUAUACAAAGAGAUUCUGGAGUACCAUCCAAAGAUGUUGAAGGAAUUUCUAGAGGGAGCAGAACCAACAGGUUUCAUGUAUCCAAGUGCUGUGGAUCACUUCAAGAAGCAAUUUGCAUAUCUUGAGGAGCAUUACGGCAAGGGAGGAACUGUCGCUCCACCUGAGAGGCAACAUGCAUCUUUGCCCAGGCCAUGUGUGUUGUAUUCAGACAACAAAAUACAUAAUACGUCGGACGUUGCAGAUGAUUUGUCCAAAUGUUCCAUCAAAGAAGUUGAGAAACAACCAGUAGAUAGGAGUAAUGUUAUCCCUAUGUCCCGGCUUCCUUUACCAGCACCUCAAAAUAUUCAAGGUGUGGCAGCAAGGCCCGGAAAGGUUGUUGGUUCAGUGAUGAGAUACAAUAACUGUGGGGUAGCAGUGACGGCAGAAACUGAGCAGAGGAGGAUGGUUAGGAAUCCAUCUGUUUCAGCUCAGUUCGCAGCGUCGAACUGCUCAUAUCCUAGGAGAAACCCAGGCUAUAAAAGUGAGAGGGGGGCAGAGGAUGAUGGGAUCGAAGGUUCAAAUGGACUGCAGCCAAAGCCUCAAUACAUGGCAAGAAAAGUGGCUGCUGCUCCAGGUGGACCUGGUGGUCAAUGGUAUUGAUAUUGAAUUAUAUUGAAUGUGUGGCCAACUAGAGCCUUGUAUUGUGCCAUGAAGCUCUGAUAGAUACUGAGGUUCAUGUGGUACACCUAAUGUUGAUCAUCAGAACUGAAAUUUCACAUAGCAUCAGACAAAGGGGAGAGCUAAAGGGGCUCAAUUCCCAGUGUUGAAGUACCUAGAGGAUGAUUUCUAAUUCAAUCAAAUGCAUCGUCAAUUAAAGGGUUCGCAUGGUCCAAUUGAUGAUUUUAUUGCACUCUAAUGUGUUAAUAACAGAGUACACGAAAGAUCUGAAAGCCAUGAACUUGAAGACAGACCGGUUGCUUCAUUGCAGAACUGUAGUUGUUAUUAUACCCGUUUUACUUGGGUACCAUUACCAAGAUAAUGUAUUUUAUUUUUUAAACAAAGACAUAUAGCCAAAGUCACACUCUCUUGUCUCUUUCUCUAUAGCACGUCUUUGCUGUUAGGAACUUGAUUUGAUGUUUAACAAAAGAAACUAGUGUUGGGCCCCUAUGAAAUUUUAACUCCUAAAUUUACACCUA